Molecule: messenger RNA, 996 nt
Organism: Cebus imitator (Panamanian white-faced capuchin)
Lineage: Eukaryota; Metazoa; Chordata; Mammalia; Primates; Cebidae
Gene: COXFA4L3
Product: chromosome unknown C15orf48 homolog
Exons: 4
Coding region: 203-454 (83 amino acids)
Source: RefSeq, a predicted model, not a curated record
CGGCCGACGGUCCGUUCGGUUUCGGGCGUUACCAUCGUCCGUGCGCUCCGCCCUGCCUCCAGGUGAGUCUCCCAUCGGCAGACGCAGAAGCGCCGGCCUUCGGUUGGCUUGAGGAGCGCAGUGGACCGUUUGGCGCCCACCAGGGCGAUCAGUAUUUUGGGUUUUUCAUUUCUAGAUCUGGUAAUUCUACGCUGAAGUCGUCAUGGGCUUUUUCCAAUUGCUGAAGAAAAAUAAGGAACUCAUUCCCUUGGUGGUGUUCAUGGCUGUGGCGGCCAGUGGAGCCUCAUCUUUCGCUGUGUAUUCUCUUCGGAAAACCGAUGUGAUCAUUGAUCGAAAAGGAAAUCCAGAACCUUGGGAAACUGUGGACCCUACCGUACCUCAAAAGCUUAUAACAAUCAACCAAGAAUGGAAGCCUGUUGAAGAGUUGCAGAAGGUCCGAAAGGCGACCAAAUGAACCGUCUGCACCUCUUUGUUUUGAGGAGUACUCUAUAAAUCUAGUGGAAACAUUUCUGCACAAACUAGAUUCUAGACACCAGUGUGCGGAAGUGCUUCUGCUACAUUUUUAGGGUUUGUCUGCAUUUUUUGGACUCCGGAUAAGGAAUUAAAGGAGUGCAGCAAUAACUGCAUUGUCCAAAGUUAGUGCUUAUUUUCUUGUAAGUUUGAAUCUUGCAUAUUGAAAUUUUAUGUUUAUGAUAUAUGAAUGAUUUUCUUAAAAUUUAUAAAGCUUUGUAAAUUAGAUGGUCAGCAAUGCCAUUUGUGCAAGAUUUCUCACAGAGUAGAUAUAUAUUUAAAUGGAGGAGAAAAUAUUUUGAUGGGAGAAAAAUGCAUUUGAACCAUGAUAUUUCAUCUUUUAAUUAAUAUCCAGUACAGAUUUCUGUGUAAGCUUUUUUUUUUCCCUAAGUUCAUUCAUUCACUAGUAGGUUAUUGAGAUCUGUUUGCAGUAUAGGUAACAAAGUCAAAAUUUGGUGAGCUAUGAAUAAAAGAUGGUAAAGGAGA